AUGAGCAACACACCGGUCCAGGAGCCGUCUGCUCAGGCACUGUCAUCUGGCAGUGGGCAGACGUUACCCUCCCGACCCUUCCAGCCAAUCUCAGAUCCAUCCGCCUCUAAAAGAGUAUGUUUCUACAAAAGUGGCGACUACACAUUCAGUGGGCAUCGCAUGGUCAUCAAUGCCCGCACCUUUAAGACAUUUGAUGCUCUAUUGGAUGCUUUGUCCAAGAAAGUGCCUCUGCCAUUUGGAGUUAGGACCAUCACCACCCCUCGUGGCACUCACCUUGUUAAAGCUUUAGAUGACUUACAUGAUGGUGGAUCUUAUGUUUGUUCUGAUCAGAGACGAGUGAAGCCAUUGAACUUAGAAGAAGUGAACCGGCGGCAGGUACCUUGGAACACCACGAGAUCCUUCAGCGCAGGGAGGCGAAAGCUUCAAAGACUCCAGUUUGGUAGAAGGAAUGAAGUCACCAACAGGUCAUCGAAGGCCACUGAGAGGGUGGCAAUACGGACUCCGAAGAGGCUUGAGGUCAUUAAAAAUAGGGACCCUAAUGUUAAACGCAUCAUAGUCCUGCAGAGGAGAACAGCACCAACAUUUGAUGCUUUACUGGAUUACCUGUCCCAGAUCCUGCAGUUUCCUGUGCUGAAACUCUUCUCUAUAGAUGGCAGAAGGGUUGAUGGUCUUGCAGCAUUAAUCCUUUGCUCUGGAGUUGUUGUGGCAGCAGGGAAUGAGCCAUUCAGAUUAGCAAACUACAAUUUUCACAAAGUAAGCCAGGCAGGCCAAGCGAUGUACGUGGACGCAGUGGAACCAUCCAUGCUGCAGCAGCCCAGAGCAUUGAACAACAAAUCUUUUUCGAGUGGAAGGGGCUCAAGGAACUUCUCCUUAUCAUCUGAGAGAUACAUUGUCAACCAAAUAAACAAGUCUCGCUAUGGGAGCACUAAUGGCCACUUUCAUCGAAGCAACAGAUCAUUCGAAACAGAAGCCAAUCAUCGCCGCACAUCCUUUGAGACAAGUGAAACUGGGAGGUUGAACAAUGAGCACGCUUCUAUCAUACCUCAGGAUGAUGAUAUUGAAAAGUCUUUCCGUAUAAACCAAGAUGGCAGCAUGACGGUGGAGAUGAAGGUCCGUCUGACCAUCAAAGAGGAGGAGAUGCUUCAUUGGACUACCACACUCAGCCGCACCUGCCUUAGCAAGAGGACAGUUUGUGCCUCGAUUUCUGAUUCGGGAAAAAGCUCAACUGACUCAAACAAUGCCAUUGCCAAACACUCCUCCAGCGCCAGUGGAGAUGAACUAAAAGAGGGGAACCAUCCUACAGUGGAUGGAAAAGGUGUCAAGUUUAACGAUGAACCAGUGAUUGGUAGAUCUAGAUCAGGUUUUAAACGCAGUCCUACACCAGGUGCUCAACAGGUUAAGAGGGCAUCAGUUGAGAGUAUAAAAAUGGUGACAGAGUCAGGGGUGAAAGAGAGCACCCUGGGACAUUAUUCUUACAUGAAUAGGACAGCUGGUGGUGAGACUACUGAAGGAUACCGUGUUGUCAGACACAGCAGCAGCAGCAACAGGCCGAUCCCUAAGCCUCGGAAAACACCAUCAGCAGGGGCGAUGAAUAAAGGAUCACAUUCAUCCAUAAGGUCGUCAGGAGUAGCUGAGGUUCUUCAAAUACAAAAUGAUGGGAUGGAAGUUACUGAGACUGUGAUGCAUAUUUAUGAGAGUCAAGGCAGCUAUGACAACUAUUUGGCAAAUGAGGAAUACAGUGCAGAUGGUGGACCUUCAUAUUCUUCCACACCUGCCAUGGAAAGCAAAGCAUCCCUUGACUCUGCGCCUCCUUCAUCCAGCAAUGACUGUGAUAUAGAUUUUAGCGGUCAGCAACCAACUACAGACUCACAACAAAGACAAAAGGAAGAGAUGUUAUCAUUGUCAUCAGAGCCAAUUAGCCAAACACAAGAGUUGACAAAUCAUACAUUAGCUGUGACCAAGCGUGAAGCCCGAACCAAAGCAAAAGUCAAAACCCCUACAAGAGAGAAGAAGAAAACGACUAUAAAAUCUGCUGGGAAUCCGCAGAGUUUAACAUCAUCAAGCAGUUUAGAGAAAAAACAAAAGGAUAGCAGAUUAAGCCACUCAAAAAAUGGAGGCCGAUCAUCUACGGAAAAGCUUAGCAGCAGUGCAAGUUUAACAAAAAAGAGUUUAAGCUCAUCAGAAAGUGCUAAAAGUGUUCAAAAGAGAAAUGGAGCAGUGAAACCUCAAAUUAAAAAGGCAAUUACAGAUGCACACAUUCCUAGGAAGGAGAAAGCCUUAUUAGUCAAUUCUAUAAAUGUGAGAAGGAGCCAAUCUCUAAGACAAAACUUGGAUAAAACAGCUGCCAAAGAUAAUGGUCAUAAUGUGAAUACUCCAACUGCAAGGCCACAAUUGAAGAAGAACAUAUCAGACAUUUUACAACCCAAAAAAUCCCUUUUGCCUGCCAGAAAGGCAAUGGCCAGACCUAAAUCCAUGAGUGACCACAAAUUAUCAACACCUAAUAAGCCUUUAGAGCUGAGUGAGAGUUUGUCAACACCUUCUUUCAAACCUUCACUCUCUGAAAUUCAUCAAUAUGUGGAGAACUGGUUGGAGAAAGUCAGUCCGGACCCAGUGCCAUACACUGAAGAGUCCACCACUGAUGAAUCAAAGACUAAGGUUGUGUUUCAGAUAGGUGCAGAUUCUGAAUCAGAUGAAAAGACUGAAGGUCAGACUACUCAAGAUGAGAUGAGUUGUCCAGCUCCAGGUGAUGUCAAAAAAUCAGCCUCUUGUCUAACUGUACCUCAGUAUCAUGCAGAUCCAACUCUCCUGUACAACGAACAGUAUGUGAAAGGUUUAUGUGUUUCAAUGCCGAGUGUCAGAGUUGAUCCUACACAAAAGGAAAACGUAAUAAGGCCGCACAAAUCUGUAGAGGCUAUAAGUCCAGCAGCAGAUACUGAAUCAUCGUCGAACUUUUUAAGCCCCCAGGCAAAGAUAAAACCUGUCCUGAGGCAGAUUUAUUCAUCCAUUCAGAACAUCAGAGGAGCAUCUGAGACCAACACAACAUCCAAUCUUGAGAAAACCGCCAGCCUUCCAGAUUUCCCAACACAAGUGGCUUCUGUGUUUGGCUCCUCAUGUAAAGCAUUCCUGUCAUUCUUAUCAGUGAUGACUUUGCGAGAUAACACAAGAGGAUCUGAUCAGGGGGUCCCUGACCAGUCAAGAAGUGACUCAGAGGCCAUGCUAAUGAUGCAGUCACUUCAGAAAAUAUCUGCCAUCGAGGAUGCAGAAGAGCAGAGGGCAAGUUUGACGGAUCUGCAGAGCAGAGCAUCCUCUCAGCUCAGAGCACGAUGGAAGGAUUUUCAGAUUCUGAGAGAAAGGCUUGAAAGUGAGCCGCUGUCUCCCAGAGUUUCAGAAACAGAAUUUGCUCUGGAUGUUGUCUCCGAAGGCGGUGACGUAUUUGAUGAUCAUUUAGGCAUUGAUGAGCUGAUGGAGCAAAUGAAUAUGCCGGCAGACUUAAGGGCUGAGAUUUCUUCAACAAUACAACAGUCUAGAUUUUUUUACCCUGUAGAGGAGAGCACUUUUGUAGAAACUGAAAAACACCAGUCUGACUCGGAGGAAGAGGUAGAAAAAUUUGUCGAGGAAGGAAAUGAUGAAACAGAACAAUCACCAGAGCCUGAAGGUGCCAUCAUGAUGAAUGAGCCAGAGAAAGAACUUCUUGAAGGGAAGAAACCAGGCAAUAAUGUAAAAGAUCCAGGUGUUUCACAAACAGAAAGAGAUGACUGUGUGAAAGAAAGUGAUGAGGAGCAAGUGGAUGAGGAAAAUGACAGAGAGAAGGUUAAUGACAGAGAAGAUGAAGGUACGAAAGAGAGGGGUGAAGACAGUGAAGCUGGAAAAAGUGAAAGUGAAGAAGAGGUAGAGGAAAAACCGGAUGGGAAGAGGAAGGAUGAUGGGGAAGCAGAGGAGGGCAGUGAGGAAGAGGAGGAAUCAAUUAUAAAGUCAGAGGAAGAGUCAGAGAAUGACAUGACAGAGGAUGAGGAGGAAGAGGGGGGUUUAGUAGGAAUAGAGACAGAAGUGAUUGAGGCUACAGAUGAAGGAUCAGUAGAUGACCAAGAAUCAGAUGUUGAGGAGACAGAUGACAGAGAGGGUGAUGAGGAGACGGAGGAUGAUGAAACAGUGAAGAGUGAAGGAGACGAGACUGAAAAGGAGGAAAUAGAGAGCAUAGAGGUGGAUGGGGAGACGGAGAGGGAGGAAAAUGAAGAAGAAGUUGAGGAAGAGGAAGAAAAAGAAGACAAUGAGGCUGAGGAGACAGAAGAAGAAGCAAAGGGGGAGGUUGGAGCUGAUCUGGAGUCAGAAGAGGACGAUAACGAUAACGAGCAGGAAGAAGUUGAUGAGGAGAAAGAAGAGGUGGAAAAUGAGGAGGAAGAGGUUGAUGAGGAAACAGAGGUGGAAGAAACCGUGGAGGAGGUAAAAAGGGAGGAUGAGGUGAAUGAGGAGUCAGAUGAGGAAGAUGAAGAGAGGAUGGAAGUGUUAAGGGAGACAGAGGAGGAAGAAAAUGUGGGGGAAGAUGAUGGGGCAAAAGAGGAGGAGGUAAAAAAGGAGGAUGAGGUCAAUGAGGAGACAGAGGAGGAAGAUAAAGAGAGUUUGGAGGUGUUAAGGGAAACACAGAAUGGAGAAAAUCAGGAGGAAGAAGCUGAAGAGAUGGGUGAGCAAGUGGAAGAGGUGGAUUUGGAAGAGGCAGAAGAAGACAUUGUUGAGGAUGUUAUGGAAGAAAAGGAGGAGGUAGAGGAUGUAAUAGAGGUGGUAAGUGAGGAAAUCAGUGAGAGGGAAGAUGAAGAGGAGGUAGAAGAGGGAGGAGAAACUUUUAGAAACAUACAAGAGGAAGAUAAGUACGAUGAAUGUGAAGAGAGCUCAAAAAAUCUGCAGAAAACAGAAGAUAGCUUUGAGGAAGAAUCUGUUUUAGAAGAAGUUGUAAAGGGCACUGAGACAGAAGAAGAAAAGCAGGACUCAGAGUUUGACGUAGAAGAGGAAAAUGCAAGUGAUGAUGCUGGGGAUAAAAGUGCACCAACGGAGGCUUCAUAUGUGGAGCAGCAGAGCAGCUUUGAGGAGGAUGCAAAUGUAGAAACAAAGAUAGCAGUACGCAACUCUGAAUCACUAAGUGUUCAUUCCUCUGAGGUUCAGUGUGCAGACGAUAAGGGUGAUGGGACUGACACAGUCAAUGAAUUUGAAACUGAUGGAGAGGAGCAAAGUGACAGUUUACCACAUCCCGUUGAAAUAUCUCAGGAAUUACUUGACUUUGUAAACUCUGCCCUGCAGAAUGCUUCACUUGUAUUCACAUAUGAUGCCCAUGGAAAAAUCAGAAUAGAGCCAGAUAAUUCCCGAGUGGUGAAAACAAAUAGGAGUUUGAAUUCAAGGCGUAAAAAGGAUAGCUCAUAUGGUGGGAAGUGUCUUCCGAGCCCAAGCUGCUCAGAGUUGUCUGAUUACAGGCCGGAAACAUCAGAGAGUGGUGGAUACCAAACUCAAGAGUCUGUAGAUAUUAUUUCCGAGAGUGGAGAAGAGGGUUCACAGAGACAGUUUCCAAUCUGCAAACGUCAGAGUAAUAUUUCUAAAUGCAAAUUGUCAGUCAAAAAUAAUUCAAGAGAACUGCAAAAUUCCAAAAUUAAAACGGGAGGGAGUUUCUCCUCUUUUGACUCAGGUACUAAAGCCUCAAAGGAGGAUUUGUCUUAUUUCAGUGCUGGAAGCUCACAAAAGGCCGACUUAGAAGCUGCCACAGAGGCCAAACGGGGCAUGUCAGUCCCCUCGGAAAAAGACUCAAAGGAUGGGGUUUUGAUCGACCAAGGUAGAUGGCUGCUCAAGGAGAAUCACCUCAUUCGAGCUUCUCCUCCUGUCUCUAUGGGAAUGUACAACAAUUUGGACAGCUCAUCCUCAGAAUCAAGUCACUCCAGAUCAAGUGCAGAUUCCCCACCUGAUUAUAAAACCCAGCAAAACCUUCUUGCAGCAUUAUCCUCUUCAGAACUUGAGGAGUUGGCGAAGCCCAAAACCCCCAAGUGCACCUACUAUAACAUGCCUCAUGGAAGCGACUCCGACCCCUUUUUGGAUGAUUCCAGUUACAAAAGUGGAAAAGGUGCUAACAUUGUCAAAGGGAGAAGCAUCCGCGUUGGACCCGCUGUCAAUACCUCCCACACUUGGGCAAAUAAAAAUGGCAGUCUGUCUUCGUUUGCAUCAGUUGAGUUUAACAUACCAGACAGAAGAGUGCAUCCUGAAGGAGAGGCCUCAUCUGUGACAAUGGCAAGAAGGACAUCUGGUGGAAGAGGAAGGGCUUUGCAGGCACAAGACUCCAUUGAAACAAUGCAUUUAAGAUGUGGCCGGUAUUGCCCCAUACUGUAG
Messenger RNA from Cheilinus undulatus (humphead wrasse), 6360 nucleotides. RefSeq names its product oxygen-regulated protein 1 (gene rp1). Gene Ontology annotation, biological process: retina development in camera-type eye; intracellular signal transduction; axoneme assembly. The transcript is spliced from 4 exons. The record is from RefSeq and is a predicted model, not a curated record. Bases 1 to 6360 code for a protein of 2119 amino acids. Lineage: Eukaryota; Metazoa; Chordata; Actinopteri; Labriformes; Labridae. Gene Ontology annotation, cellular component: axoneme.